This is a messenger RNA of Pimephales promelas (fathead minnow), 6296 nucleotides long. RefSeq names its product sodium leak channel, non-selective (gene nalcn). Gene Ontology annotation, cellular component: plasma membrane. Gene Ontology annotation, biological process: monoatomic ion transport; positive regulation of synaptic transmission, GABAergic; transmembrane transport. Lineage: Eukaryota; Metazoa; Chordata; Actinopteri; Cypriniformes; Leuciscidae. Gene Ontology annotation, molecular function: monoatomic cation channel activity. The record is from RefSeq and is a predicted model, not a curated record.
CGUCUGAUGCGCAUCUGUCGAGCGGCUGCUGUGACUGUGAACCUCGUGCUCAGUACAACGAGAAAUGGACUAUACAUCGCGUUAACGACCAAACUUCAAUAACCAGACAGGCCUCAACUCCACCGAUCAGCUGUUUUUCGUACUGAAUUCAAUUCCUCUCUAUGCCGGGGAUGAAUGCACCAAUGAGGAGCCUGACCGGUAUGCCUGAUCGCAUGUUAUGUGCAGUGCUGGAGCAAUUUCAGCUUUACUUUUCCCGUUGAUCCACUCUCUCUAUAGCACAGCGAGCCCAAGCAUGCUGAAGAGGAAGCAGAGCUCGCGGGUCGAGGCCCAGCCCAUGACUGACUUUGGGCCAGAUGAAACUCUGACAGACAGUGCUGACAUUCUUUGGAUCAACAAACCAUGGGUUCAUUCUCUCCUGCGGGCUUGUGCUAUAAUCAGUGUCAUUUCGGUCUGUAUGAAUACACCUAAGACCUUCGAGCACUACCCGCCCCUGCAAUAUGUCACCUUUACCCUGGACACGCUACUGAUGUUCCUCUACACUGCAGAGAUGAUCGCCAAAAUGCAUAUAAGGGGCAUUAUCAAGGGAGAGAACUCCUAUGUUAAAGACCGUUGGUGCAUGUUUGAUGGCUUCAUGGUGGUCUUCCUCUGGGUCUCUCUUGUGCUUCAGGUGUUUGAAAUAGCAGAGAUUGUGGACCAAAUGUCACCCUGGGGAAUGUUACGCAUACCGAGGGCCCUCAUUAUGAUCCGAGCCUUCCGAAUCUACUUCCGAUUUGAACUGCCGCGCACCAGGAUAACCAACAUUCUUAAGCGGUCGGGGGAACAGAUCUGGAGUGUGACCAUAUUUUUGCUGUUUUUCCUGCUCCUGUAUGGAAUCCUGGGGGUUCAGAUGUUUGGCACCUUCAAUUUUCACUGUGUCACCAAUGAUACUCAGAGAGAUAAUGUGACAUGGAACAGCCUUGCAAUUCCUGAUACACACUGCUCUCCAAACGGGGAGGGUUAUCAGUGUCCAGCGGGCUUUAAGUGUAUGGAUCUGAUGGAAGACUUGGGACUUAGCAGACAGGAACUCGGAUAUAGUGGCUUCAAUGAGCUUGGCACCAGUAUAUUCACAGUAUAUGAGGCCGCGUCUCAAGAGGGAUGGGUCUUCAUCAUGUAUCGAGCCAUCGACAGCUUCCCACGCUGGCGCUCAUAUUUCUACUUCAUCACACUCAUCUUCUUCCUCGCCUGGCUGGUCAAGAAUGUGUUCAUCGCUGUGAUUAUAGAAACCUUUGCUGAGAUCAGAGUGCAGUUCCAGCAAAUGUGGGGAUCCCGGAGCAGCACCACGUCAACAGCUACUACACAGAUGUUUCACGAGGACGCGUCUGGAGGAUGGCAGCUCGUGGCGGUGGACGUGAAUAAACCACAUGGCCAGGCGCCUGCUUGCCUCCAGAAACUGAUGCGAUCUUCAGUUUUUCACAUGUUCAUCCUCAGUAUGGUGGCCGUUGACGUGAUUGUAGCUGCUAGCAAUUACCACAAGGGCGAGGACCAUAAACUUACCAAUGACGAGUUCUACCUGGCUGAGGUCGCUUUCACUGUGCUGUUUGAUUUGGAGGCUCUUCUGAAAAUCUGGUGUUUGGGCUUCAAUGGCUACAUCAGUUCCUCUCUACACAAGUUUGAGUCACUGCUUGUAGUGGGAACCACCCUGCACAUAUAUCCUGAUCUUUACCACUCGCAGUUCACCUACUUCCAGGUUUUGCGAGUGGUUCGUCUAAUAAAGAUCUCCCCAGCACUAGAGGAUUUUGUGUAUAAAAUCUUCGGUCCAGGGAAGAAACUCGGCAGUCUAGUGGUGUUCACUGCCAGUCUGCUCAUAGUGAUGUCUGCCAUCAGUCUGCAGAUGUUCUGCUUUGUAGAAGACUUGGAUCGUUUCACAACAUUUCCACGGGCAUUUAUGUCCAUGUUCCAGAUUCUUACUCAAGAGGGUUGGGUGGAUGUCAUGGACCAAACGCUGGUGGCAGUGGGACCGAUGUGGGCUCCAAUCGUGGCCAUAUACUUCAUUCUCUACCACCUUUUUGCCACACUGAUCCUUCUGAGCCUUUUUGUGGCUGUUAUUUUGGACAAUCUUGAGUUGGAUGAAGACCUGAAAAAGUUAAAACAGCUGAAACAGAGCGAAGCCAAUGCUGAUACGAAAGAGAAACUUCCUCUGAGAUUACGGAUCUUUGAGAAGUUCCCCAAUCGACCACAGAUGGUGAAAAUAUCCAAGCUGCCUUCAGACUUUACUGUGCCCAGAAUCAGGGAGAGCUUCAUGAAGCAGUUCAUCGACCGACAGCAGCAGGACCCCAGCUGUCUGUUCCGUCGCCUUCCUUCAGCAUCGUCCUCAUCCUGCGACCAUUCCAAGAGGUCUGCCAUUGAGGAUAAUAAAUACAUAGAUCAGAAGCUCAGAAAGUCAGUAUUUAGCAUCCGGGCCCGUAACCUCAUAGAAAAGGAAACCACUGUCAAUAAAAUCCUGCGAGCCUGCACCAGACAACGUAUGCUAAGUGGUUCCAUUGAGGGUCAGCCAACUAAAGAGAGAUCCAUACUCAGUGUCCAGCAUCACAUCCGACAAGAGCGCCGGUCCCUCAGACAUGGCUCUACUAGCCAGAGAAUCAGCAGAGGGAAAUCCCUGGAAACACUCACUCAGGAUCACUCCAGCACGGUCCGUUACCGUAACGCUCAGCGUGAGGACAGUGAAAUCAAGAUGAUACAAGAGAAAAAGGAGCAGGCUGAGAUGAAACGAAAAGUCCAAGAGGAGGAACUUCGGGAAAACCAUCCAUACUUUGACAAGCCACUCUUCAUCGUUGGUAGAGAGCACCGCUUCCGAAACUUUUGCCGAAUGAUUGUGCGGGCCCGUUUCAAUGUGUCUAAAACGGAUCCCAAUACAGGCGCAGUGAACAGCACAAAAUACCAUCAAUUAUAUGAUUUGCUGGGCUUGGUAACCUAUCUGGACUGGGUGAUGAUCGUGGUCACCAUCUGCUCUUGUAUUUCCAUGAUGUUUGAGUCCCCUUUUACUAGGGUCAUGCAUGUCCCUACCCUGCAGAUCGGAGAAUAUGUCUUCGUCAUCUUCAUGAGCAUUGAGUUGAACCUGAAGAUCAUGGCAGAUGGUCUGUUCUUCACUCCCACUGCAGUCAUCCGAGACUUCGGUGGCGUCAUGGACAUCUUCAUCUAUUUAGUCAGUCUGAUCUUUUUAUGCUGGCUACCAAACAAUGUGCCCCCUGAGUCUGGUGCCCAGCUUCUCAUGAUGCUACGCUGCCUACGCCCACUGCGUAUCUUUAAACUGGUGCCGCAAAUGAGGAAAGUGGUUCGAGAAGUCCUCAAGGGUUUCAAAGAGAUCUUCCUGGUCUCCAUUCUUCUUCUGACACUGAUGCUGGUGUUUGCAACCUUUGGGGUACAACUAUUUGCUGGAAAACUUGCCAAAUGUAAUGAUCCCCAUAUCUCUAGUAAGGAAGACUGCCACGGCAUCUUUAGAAUCAAUGUGAGCAUUUCAAAAAACCUGAAUUUAAAGCUCGGGGCAGGGGAGAAGAAACCAGGAUUCUGGGUGCCAAGAGUUUGGGCAAACCCUCGAAACUUCAAUUUCGAUAAUGUGGGCAAUGCCAUGCUGGCUCUGUUUGAGGUGCUGUCACUGAAGGGUUGGGUGGAGGUGAGAGACGUCAUCAUACACCGAGUGGGACCGAUUCAUGGCAUCUAUAUCCACGUCUUUGUGUUCCUGGGCUGUAUGAUUGGGCUCACCCUUUUUGUUGGUGUUGUCAUAGCCAACUUUAAUGAAAAUAAGGGCACUGCUCUUUUGACUGUGGAUCAGAGAAGAUGGGAAGAUUUGAAAAGUCGUCUGAAGAUUGCUCAGCCACUCCACCUCCCCCCUCGCCCAGAAAAUGGUGGAUUCCGUGCAAAAAUGUACGACAUCACCCAGCACCCUUUUUUUAAGCGAGGUAUUGCAGUGCUGGUGUUAGCACAGUCUGUCCUUCUGUCUGUUAAGUGGGAUGUACUUGACCCGGUUACUUUUCCCUUGGCCACAAUGUCUGUGGUUUUCACUUUUAUUUUUGUUCUGGAGGUGACUAUGAAGCUGAUAGCUAUGUCACCAGCCGGAUACUGGCAGAGCAGGAGAAACAGAUAUGACCUACUCGUCACAUCCCUGGGAGUCAUAUGGAUCAUUUUGCACUUUGCUUUACUGAAUGCUUACACAUACAUGAUGGGCACAUGUGUGAUAGUAUUCAGGUUUUUCACCAUAUGCGGGAAGCAUGUGACGUUAAAGAUGCUUUUGCUAACUGUGGUCGUCAGCAUGUAUAAGAGUUUCUUUAUUAUCGUGGGCAUGUUCUUGCUGUUGCUGUGCUACGCUUUCGCUGGUGUUGUCCUAUUCGGCACUGUCAAAUAUGGCGAGAACAUUAACAGGCACGCAAACUUCUCCACUGCGGGGAAAGCCAUCACUGUACUCUUUCGAAUAGUCACAGGUGAAGACUGGAAUAAGAUCAUGCAUGACUGCAUGGUGCAGGCGCCAUUCUGCACCCCGGACAAACAUCGUUACUGGGAGACGGACUGUGGAAACUAUGCUGGCGCCCUUAUUUACUUUUGCUCUUUUUAUGUCAUCAUUGCUUACAUCAUGCUCAACCUGCUCGUAGCUAUCAUUGUGGAGAAUUUCUCUUUGUUCUACUCUACCGAGGAGGACCAGUUGCUAAGCUACAACGACCUGCGUCACUUCCAGAUAAUUUGGAACAUGGUGGAUGACAAGCGGGAGGGAGUGAUUCCAACCUCUCGGGUGAAGUUUCUGCUCCGCCUGCUGAGAGGUCGUCUGGAAGUUGACCUGGACAAAGAUAAGCUCCUCUUCAAACACAUGUGCUAUGAGAUGGAGCGUCUGCACAAUGGAGGAGAUGUCACCUUCCAUGAUGUACUGAGCAUGUUGUCAUACCGCUCGGUUGAUAUCCGGAAGAGUCUUCAGCUUGAGGAGCUGUUGGCACGAGAGCAGCUUGAAUACACUAUAGAGGAGGAGGUGGCCAAACAAACCAUCCGCAUGUGGUUAAAGAAGUGCCUGAAACGCAUACGAGCCAAACAGCAGCAGUCAUGUAGCAUCAUUCUCAGUCUGAGAGAGAGCCAACAGCAGGAUCUACGCCGCCUGCUCAACCCUCCCAGCAUUGAGACCACCGUCCCCAGUGAGGACACCAACGCACAUAACCAAGACAAUCCCACUCAGCCAGAGAACAGUGGUCUGCAAACAUUACUGAGCCCCACUCUGUCAGACCGCAGCGGCUACCGCCAGGACUCCGCCGACCGACCCCAGAGGAAGCUGGGACAGUGGCGACUGCCUGCAGGCCGCACGAGUGUGAAGUCCAUGGUGUGUAAGAUGAACCCCGUGAGUGACGAGGCCUCCUCAGGGUCUGAAGUCAAAAAGUGGUGGACUCGUCAACUGACAGUGGAAAGUGAUGAAAGCGGUGAUGACCUCAUUGAUAUUUGAAGCAAAACUGCCCAUAUAUUUUCCAGAUUUUCCACUUAAGAAAGGAUAUUUCGGCUAAAUCUUUUGUAUUCGCUUCUUAGCGUAAGCCGCGAUCCUUUGUAUUGGCUUCACGUAGGUGUUUCUAUGUCGCUUAAAGCGCCACCUGCACCCGUUCAAGCCACCUUUUGCUCAUUCAAAAACAUUACCGGUUAAAACCAUUGUUAAUGAUCACUACUGUGUGGAAAAUUUUCAGUGAGCAUUAUUUUGUCAAUGGGAAAUAUGUAUGAUGAAAGAGCAGCUGAAAUGUGUCCUCAGGAAGUUUAUGUAAUGUAAUUUAAGAAGCUAAUAAUCUAGAUGUAAUGGUUAGGUAAAUGCACAUGCUUAAUGUGAUGCACCUAACCAAAGCCAUAGCGUUCUCUAUGUUUGUCUUUGUGCCACCACAAUUCAUCUUCAUUACAUGGGAGUGUGUAAGGUCCACAAUUACCUUGUGUUGUAAGUCUAGGGACUUACGAAUUACAAAAUGCAAACACUUGCAGCCAUUGUUGCAAUACAUUUAAUGUUACCAUAUUAUAUGUGUGUCUAUGUGACUGUGACUUUUCCAGUUUAAGUAUUAUAAUAAAGAUACAUAUGUAAGUUAUAAGAAUAAUUGAAAUAAUAUAUUGAAAUAGUGUACUUAAUAUAUUUUGUAAAAUUGAGAAUUUCAGCAAGUUAUCGCAUGCUUUUAAAUUUAAAGUCACUGUGAUAUUAACUGAAGUGGUUGUGUUGUUAUUUUAAGCAUUUGUGCCUGCAUUUUCAGGAACAAAUGAAAAGAACUAUGCACUCAUAAAGAAAUAAUCUGAAAGAACAAAGUUAAUUAUUUACAACA